UAAAUGCACUAUUAUCAAGCAAAAAGAUAAUAGAACGGGGCGUGUGGACCGGGUUCAAUACAUUUAACACUAAACCGGUGUUUCAACGUAAAGCGGCGGCUAUACGUAUAAAGUGGCAUAGAGAAAGAGAACUAGGGUUUAAGAAGAAGAAGAAAAAGUUUCGAAGGUGAAGGCAAAUUGAGAUAAUGGCGAAAUUUAACGAGGUGCAGAAGAAGAGAAGAGCAUUAAUCUCAGAGAGCAAGAGAGCAAGACAUGGAGACCCGAAUACCCGGAAACUUAAGCAGAAGGCCCAACCUAUUGCCAUCUCCGGGAAGCGUAAACGCAAGCUCUUCAAGAAAUGGCGCAGGGACCAAAAGGAGGCUAUAGAAAAGGGUGUAAUAACAAUGGAGGAUGUGGAGAUGGCUGUCGCUGAUGCUGCUGAAGGGAAAACUCAAGACUCCAAUAGAACUUCUGUUAAAUUUCCAAUGAAAAAGAGCUCAAAACUUAAACUGAAGCAACUGAAGAAGAAAGGAAAGAACAAAAGGAAAUCUGAUAAGCAAGCUACAGAAUCGUCCACAGAUGUAAUGGUGGAGUAAGCAUAGCAGGAAGGGCAUUAGAAUCAUUUGGCUGACUGUUUGAUGGGCAAUGUCUAUCCUUCUUCUUCUGUGCCAACUUCCUUAAAAAUUAACAAUGGCUUGUAAUCUACUUUACCUUUAGUAUUGUCGUGCUACUAGAAAAACAAAAGGAGAGAUGGGUUCUUGUAGUUUCUUUUAGUUGGUGUUUAUAUUUUGAAUCAUGCAAUUAUGUGGA
Molecule: messenger RNA, 789 nt
Organism: Solanum dulcamara
Lineage: Eukaryota; Viridiplantae; Streptophyta; Magnoliopsida; Solanales; Solanaceae
Exons: 4
Coding region: 186-575 (129 amino acids)
Source: RefSeq, a predicted model, not a curated record